CACUGUACAACACUGAACUGGCUCACACAAUAUAUAGUGAGGACAAGUAAACACAUUCAGUUACACUCUUCCAGAACUUGUUUUAUAAAUGUAAAAUAUUUCACCAUUUCCUGUUUUCAGUUAAUUCGUGUGAACCAGCCGGAUCUGGUUCUGUUUGUUGGAGAAGCUUUGGUUGGAAAUGAGGCUGUAGAUCAGCUGACCAAGUUCAACAAAGCUCUCAUUGAUCACUCUGCCAGUGAAAACCCUCGUGUAAUAGAUGGCAUUAUUCUCACCAAGUUUGAUACCAUCGAUGAUAAGGUGGGAGCUGCUAUUUCCAUGACCUACACCACCGGACAACCCAUCGUAUUUGUGGGCACAGGACAGACGUACACAGACCUCCGCAACCUUAAUGCUAAGGCUGUGGUCAGUUCUCUCCUUAAGUGACCACUCAGUGACCCCUCAUCAGUUAUCACACACCUCUAUAGAUGUUAAAGACUGUGUUCAUUCUUGACGUUGUGAUAUUCUCCCUUAAGUAAAGAACUCUAAUGGACAACAAUACUUUUUAUCAAUAAUCAUAUUUAUGCUAGACAUUUGUUUCUGUGAAAAAAUGUCUUCAUAAUUUUUUACAAGAUGUGAAAUACUGAAAUAGAGAUAGUGAAAUUUAUGUGAAUAUCAGGUUUUUAUACAAACUUGCCCUUUCAUGUGAAUAUCAGGUUUUUAUACAAACUUGCCCUUUCAUGUGAAUAUCAGGUUUUUAUACAAACUUGCCCUUUCAUGUGAAUAUCAGAAACAAACUCCCCCUUUCUGUAGAUCACACUUUGUAAGAUUUUCUAACUUUUACACAAUUUCUCAUUCAAAUUAAAAAAAUGGAUAUUACAAUCAGAAUCUGCCUGAGAUUUAUUUCAUAUUGUAAAAAAACUAAAACUUUCAGAUUUCUUGCACAUCCUUAAGUUAACCUCCAGGUAUGUGAAGACUUAGGAGUAUAUGGGCAUGUUUUAUAAUCUUAAUUAUUUUAGAUUGAUGGUUAUUAUGGACAGCGGUGAUUCUAAAAUCUGUAAGAUUAAGAUGACUGUCUGCUCCAGGAACAGCAUUAUUUAUUUUAGCUAUGGGGACUCCAUGAUUGUAAAACAGUCACAUUACCAGCUGUUUUUGUUGUAAAAAUAUGCUGAAAAAUUCAAAUGACAAAGAUGCACAGUAAAUGCUAUAGUCUAACAUGAAACUUGGGCUAUAUUCAGUUGUAGAAGCAAGUGUGAUUAUUUUCUAAUCCCCUGGUAAAACCGUUUUAUGUUAAUAUGUAAACAUAUUUAAUGUACAUAAAUUUUAAUAUUUGUUAUCUAAGAUGGUAUUGAGGAAGUUCUUUCAUUAAAAUUCAUGUGAAGUUUUCAGAAGAUUUUAUUUGAAUUUUCAGAAAGUAUGUUUCAAUAAGUUCUCAGGAAAAGGCUGAUUGUUCAAGAAAAGAUACAUGAUGUUUUGUUAUAAACAAGUUAAAAACUU
Pecten maximus is the source of this 1473-nucleotide messenger RNA. Its product is annotated as signal recognition particle receptor subunit alpha homolog. Lineage: Eukaryota; Metazoa; Mollusca; Bivalvia; Pectinida; Pectinidae. The transcript has 2 exons. Gene Ontology annotation, molecular function: signal recognition particle binding; GTP binding; GTPase activity. The record is from RefSeq and is a predicted model, not a curated record. Gene Ontology annotation, biological process: SRP-dependent cotranslational protein targeting to membrane. Gene Ontology annotation, cellular component: endoplasmic reticulum membrane. The annotation marks the transcript as partial.